Lingula anatina is the source of this 1831-nucleotide messenger RNA. RefSeq lists its product as uncharacterized. Gene Ontology annotation, biological process: regulation of transcription by RNA polymerase II; anatomical structure morphogenesis; cell differentiation. Gene Ontology annotation, molecular function: RNA polymerase II cis-regulatory region sequence-specific DNA binding; DNA-binding transcription factor activity, RNA polymerase II-specific. NCBI's taxonomy places the organism in Eukaryota, Metazoa, Brachiopoda, Lingulata, Lingulida, Lingulidae. The record is from RefSeq and is a predicted model, not a curated record.
GAGCAAAAAUGUCAAUGAGUGUUGCAUCUUAUUUGGCAUGUUUGAAUCAAACACAUUUCCCAGCAAUAUGAAAGGCUGUCGUAGUUAUCACCUUCGCUCAGCGGGUGUCAAACGUAACCGACCAAUCAGUUUUAACCCAGCGGUCAGCCAUCAAUAAAAGUGGCCGGAGUUUUCUACAGGACAACAUUCCACUCAUUUACGACUAGGAGUUAACAUAGUUUGAGAGGACAGCACUUGACAACAACUCAAGAAUAAUUCAGAAAAUGAGCAUGGCUCUGUUUCAUCCAUUCAGCAUUGAAAGUUUGACAUCAGGCAUUGGCGCGCCAAUGCAAUACGGAGAUUACCAGCGACCAGAAUACCUGUCAACUCCUUCCCUAAACUUCACAGCUCUGACUCGUGCUGUGGACCCUGAAGAUGACGCGGCGUUCCCGAUACCAAACCUCCACAGUAGUUCAUCGGCCGGCAGCAGUGGCCUCCCGUCACCGGCCUCCACGAGCAGUGUUUCCGAGGGCACGGCUCCCUCCCCGUCACCCUCCGUUGCUUCCACCAGCAGCGACACGGCUUUAGACUUGACACAGACCCUGAGGUCGUUGGAAAGAACGUCUGAUAGAUUGACAGCGACAUCGGAAGACAAGAGUGGCAAGCCUUCGCUGUCCUACAUUGCUCUUAUUUCUAUGGCAAUUCUCAGCACGCGCGAGAAAAAGAUGCUUCUCAGCGACAUCUACCAGCACAUCAUGGACAAUUUUCCUUACUACAGCAACAAGGAGAAAGCAUGGAGAAACAGUGUCCGCCACAACUUGUCUCUGAACGAGUGUUUUAUCAAGAACGGGCGCGCCGAUAAUGGAAAGGGACAUUACUGGUCUAUCCAUCCAGCUUGCAUUGAAGACUUCUCAAAGGGUGACUUCCGCAGACGACAGGCAAGACGCCGCGCAAAACGCAGCUCACCCGACACUUCUUCACUCAAGAUGAACCAGAGCCAACAUUCCAAGUUGAAUUACCACUACAGCCUUGGGUACGUCCCCAUGACUUCCGUGAUGUCAUCCUACAGCUCCUAUCACCCAUACGCCAGUCCAGCCACGCGGUACCAGGCACCACCUCUGCAUCACUAUCCUCACUCCGCGCAGAACCCUCACACGUUGUUCCCUGCCCUGUCACAGGCGCUGCCACAAGAUAUAUUCCUCAGUUCGACUAACUCCAGUUGCAAGUAUGCUUCUUUGCCAGACCACCAAACACCAGAGCUGCCAAUAGACUUCAAACCUUACUUCUACAAAUAGACGAUUCACUUUUUGACAGGCGAUCAUACCUGACGAUUUAACGUUGAACUGGUGUUGAUUUUCUACAGUGCAAUCUAGUCUUAAUUUAUUUUAUAAGUUUACCCAUGUGUUUGGAAGAGAACUGCGGUUGAUUUAAAGUGAUUUUCAGAUAUUAUAGACUUAUCUGAAUUUUUUUACUCAGUGCGUGCUGUGCACAUACUGAUAUUAGUAUAUUAGGUGUAUAUAUAUUAGGAGUAAUGUCAAAUAACAAGCACCGCAAGAUUUGCAGAUUUAUUUAUUAUAAGUGUAAAACGUUGCUGAAAGCGUAAUAAGCUGAAAUAAUGUCUUUUAUUGUCUGUGCGAAAUUUAAUUUUAUCUAAGAUUAUAUUGACAACAAUUACAGUUUGGAUAUUUGACUUGUUCCAACGGUUAUAUAAGUCAUGACGAACAAUUUAUGCCAAGUUUGAAUUAGGUCGGUGCUGCAAUAAGAACCAAACCAUCGUUUUGUUUUGUAAAUAUGUUUCUAUCAUCAUUGUGCAAUAAAAUCACCUUUUGUAGUAAAACAGGUUUCUUUGUCA